Molecule: messenger RNA, 480 nt
Organism: Aspergillus aculeatinus CBS 121060
Lineage: Eukaryota; Fungi; Ascomycota; Eurotiomycetes; Eurotiales; Aspergillaceae
Exons: 1
Coding region: 1-480 (159 amino acids)
Source: RefSeq, a predicted model, not a curated record
AUGUGCACCUCCACAAUCCGCACCUACAGAUGCGGCUGCGUCCUCGAUGAGACCACGCACCGGUGCACCGAAGCCACUAACGCCGAAAGCACCACCGACUUCGACUCCACCACCGAAAAAUGUCCCGGGGUAGUCGUAGAACACACCGGCAGCAUCGACGAGCCGUGCGCCAAGUGCGCGCGACUCGAGGAGGAGCCGGUGGAGGUCUACUCGGACGGGGCGGUGUCGGAGUCCGACGCCGACGCCGAUGGCGAUGGCGAUGCCGACGGGGACGGGUACGAGAACCUGAACAGGACGGGGCCGAGCACCGUGCCUUACGCCUCCGGAGUGUGGGAGCGGAACCGGCUGAUCAUGUAUGACUAUGCGGACUGGGUGAAGUCGAGGGGUUGUCGGCGGCGAGGUGGGCCGCAUGGCGGCAGUGGGAAUGGCCCGCCGCCGCCGCCUUCGGCGGAUGGGUUUGAGGAUGUUAAUGUUGACUGA